This is a messenger RNA of Homalodisca vitripennis (glassy-winged sharpshooter), 2111 nucleotides long. RefSeq names its product SET and MYND domain-containing protein 4-like. The record is from RefSeq and is a predicted model, not a curated record. Gene Ontology annotation, molecular function: protein binding. The coding region runs from base 114 to 2090 and encodes 658 amino acids. Lineage: Eukaryota; Metazoa; Arthropoda; Insecta; Hemiptera; Cicadellidae. The transcript has 10 exons.
AUUAUAGCACAGCUAUUCUUGCACACCGGCACAGAACUUGGCUCCUAGGUGUUACCACAUGUGUUGUUGAACUUAAUGCACUCUAAAGUAAGUUUUAACAAAUUUUAUUAACAAUGAAUAAUGUCACAGACUCAGAUUUCAGUCAGUUUAAACAGUUUUAUUCUAAUUUUCUAAAAACUAUAAACGAUGGUGAUUUAAAUACAUUCAAAAAAUUCACUUGUGAUGAGGGAAGAAUUAAGUAUGUAUUUGGCUUUUCAUUCGUGCAUGAUUAUAAAAUCUCAAUGGGAACAAAUUUUAAAUCUGGUGAAUCUGCAAAACAGUUAAAAGAAGAUGGAAAUAGAGCUUUUCAAGCAGAUCAGUUUAGAGUCGCUCUGGAAUUAUAUUCUAGGGCCAUCAUCAAGCAACCACAACAAAGUUCAAGUGAUAAAGAAGAACUCUCAGUCUUGUUUGCCAAUCGCUCUGCUGCACUUUACCACUUGAAAGAAUAUGAAGCAGCUCUUCAAGAUAUUCAAUCUGCUUUCGAUUUCAACUAUCCAUCACACUUAUAUUACAAAGUAUAUGACAGGAAAUCAAGAUGUUUUUUGGCCUUACAACAGUUAAAGUCUGCAAGAGGGGCUUUUCGACAAUCACUCCAAGCACUAGAUGAAGCUAAACUGCCAGCAGAGAAACGCCAAAAGUGGCAACGAGAUAUCCAAAUUAUGUUAUCAAUGUUGGAUAAAAACAAGGAGCUUAAGGAUGCUAGCAUGAAGAAACCAUCAACAGACAAAGGGCAGUUCAAAGAUGGCGCCAACAAGCAGUACCCACAUGCAAGCAAUGUGGUGACCAUAAAAGAAGCUUCUCAGCUGGGCAGAUUUGCGGAAGCCGGAAAUGAUAUAAAACCAGGAGAGUUACUGUUGAGAGAAACCCCUUAUUGUGCUGUGUUACUUGAUCAGUAUUCGAAGAGUCACUGUUUCCAAUGCUUUCGCAGACCAGCAGCGGUAUACCCAUGUCCUCAGUGCAGCAAUGUUGUCUUCUGCAACAAGACAUGUCUGUCGACAGCACUGGAGAGUCAUCACCGCUAUGAGUGCCCUGUGCUCUCAGCACUCUGGCAAUCUGGUGCUUCGGUCACAUGCCUCAUGGCACUCCGAAUCAUCACACAGCACAACUUGGAGCACUUCCUGCAGCUCAAGCCUGUCCUCACUAAUUCCUGUAAAAAUAAACAGUACAAAAGUAGUGACUACACAACGGUGUACAAUCUCGUCAACCACGCUUCCCAACGUUCCACCGAGGACUUCUUGCACCGAACUCUCAUGGCUGUUUUCUUGUUGCGAUGUCUGCAAACCACCGGUUAUUUCCAACAUCAAAAUGAAAACGUAAUAAAGACAAAUGAAAAGACACUGACAGAUGAUGAGAAGUUCAUUGGUGGUUUGAUAUUACGUCAUCUGCAGUCACUCCAGUUCAACUCACACGAGGUGUCCGAGCUGGUGAUCAAAGGAAAGGAUAAGAAAUCUGUGUUCAUUGGUGGAGCGGUCUACCCCACACUUGCUCUCUUUAACCACUCCUGCAACCCUGGAAUUGUCAGAUAUCACAAAGGAACUGAAGUGGUCGUAAGAGCUAUUCGUCCAAUCAAAACUGGUGAAGUGGUUGCUGAAAACUAUGGCCCGAUUUUCACCCAAGUGGAGCGGAAAGAGAGGCAGCAAACUCUCAGGUCACAAUACUGGUUCGACUGCAAGUGUGAGGCCUGUGAUGAAAACUGGCCGAUUCUUGCAAACAUGAAUCCUGAGGUGAUGAGGUUCCGGUGCGACUGUGGCAGUACCGUCUUGGUUCCAACAAACACCAGCGAGUUUAUGAUUCCUUGCCUUAGUUGUAAAAAGCAUGCCAACAUCUUCAAAGGCCUCAAAGUGUUACAGGAUACUGACACAAUGUUCCGAUUGGCCAAGAGUCUUGUGGAGGAAGGCAAUCACAUGAAGGCUCUCCUUAAGUUCCUGGAGUUGCUGAACCUGUUGGACGACACUUUAGUGCCACCCUUCCGAGACUACCACCUCUGUCAGCAAGAGAUCCGAACCUGUAUGAUGUUCUGUGGCAACACCUACAUGGUUCCAAAGCUCUAAUAAAUGUUCUGAUCACACAUA